This is a messenger RNA of Laccaria bicolor S238N-H82, 321 nucleotides long. RefSeq lists its product as uncharacterized. The transcript has 6 exons. NCBI's taxonomy places the organism in Eukaryota, Fungi, Basidiomycota, Agaricomycetes, Agaricales, Hydnangiaceae. The record is from RefSeq and is a predicted model, not a curated record. The coding region runs from base 1 to 321 and encodes 106 amino acids.
AUGUCUAACAUUGGUUUCAUUCUAUGUAUCACACCAUUGAGACCGAGCCAGCUGUUCUUGAUGCGGAGGGCUUCGCAAUCUGUCCAGAUUGUGGUAGCCGUGUAUCCUCAUCAAAUUCUCAUAUGCAAACAAGGUGUGCGAGAAACGCUGGACACGUUCCUGAUUACGUUAAUCUACCCCUCAUGGUUGAGGAGCUCUCGUCUUGACAUCUCACUCCUCAACCAGCCAUACCUCGAGUGGAAAUACGUCGGAAUCAGGCGUGCGCCGCGCCUGAUCUUCCUGACUUUGGCUAUUCCCUUGUCACUCAAACAGGGUGCCUGA